UGACGUCACACAGGAGGAAGAACAAAACAAGAUGGCGUCUCGAGGAGAAUACGUUGUUUUGGUUCUUAUGGUUUCUAGGUCUUCAUUACAACGUACAAGUGCACAUGUGUGUCGUUUAACAGAGUAAACGUCGUCAUUAAUUGUUUGUAUGCAGAUACAUUAGUCUGAGUGCACUUUGACGUGCUAGCCUAGCCUGCUGGUUAGCUUAGCUUGUUAGCUGCUAACAAACAGAGGCAGAAGUGAUCGACACAUCAAAGCAGAGAUCCAAUCAUACCAAAUAUCAAGAAAGAGGUGUUUGUUUCCAUAUGUGUCUGUGGGGGGGUGCUGAUUCUCAUCCCAGUCGCCUCACACUCGGCUGUGAACCGAUCCAGUGAGAGCUGAAGAUCCUGGCCAGUUGAAACCAUCAGGACCACAUCAUCUGCAAAAUCCUGCAGCCAUCAAACCGGAUCCCCUCAACGCCUUGACUGCGCCUAGAAGUUCUGUCCAUAGAAGUUAUGAACCUCCUUGGCGGAGUCCAACCCUCCCUGGAAAAGUGUCCGACUUACUGCCGGCAAUGUGGACCAAGUUCUGACACUGAUCAUACAGGGAGCGGACCGCCAUAAUCAGACAGUCCGAUACCCCAUACUCUCUGAGCCCCCCCCCACAGGACUUCCCGGGGGACACGGCCGAAUGCCUUCUCUAAGUCCACAAAGCACAUGUAGACUGGUUGGGCAAACUCCCAUGCACCCUCAAGUACCCUGCUGGGAGUAUAGAGCCGGUCCACAGUUCCACGACCAGGACGAAAACCACACUGUUCCUCCUGAAUCCAAGACGUCUGUGAAGAACAUCUUCACCCUGAGCAACAGAAGUGGAGCUUCAGGAUGCAGACGGAGGAGCUACAGCCCUCCCACAUUAAGAUUGAAGAGGAAUACUUACUGAUCCCCCAUUUUAAAAUGGAAGAGGAACACCCACCGAUCCCCCAUUUUAAAGAGGAAGUGGAGGACCCAUUGACACCCCAUUUUAAAGAGGAAGCGGUGGAUCCACAGAGCUCUCACAUUAAGGAGGAAGAGGAGAACCCACUGACCCCUCACAUUAAAGAAGAAGAGGAGGAACACAGCAUCAGUCAGCAGGGAGAGCAUCUAGAAGGACUGGAGGAGGUUGAUGUCACCAAGAUGCCAGUGACUGGUGUCCCUGUGAAGAGUGAAGAUGAUGAGAUCAAAUUUGAAGGUGAGGAGAGGGGAGGGGCGGAGCUUUCAAGCAGCAGCUCAACACAACACAUGACAACAGAAGCUGAUGGAGACCACUGUGGAGGAUCACAAGCAGACAAGCUCUUAGCUCCACUAUCAGAUAGUGAGGACACAACGUCACACUCUCCUGACACUGAUGAUGAAGACUCUAAAGAUGAUAAGACAUGUCACACUGACAACACUCACUUCAAGUGUUCUCACUGUGACAAAACAUUUAAAUCUCCUCGUAAUUUGAAAAGACACAUGAUGACACACACUGGAGAAAAACCUCUUUCAUGUUCAGUCUGCGGUAAAGGUUUAACUCAUAGGCAUUAUUUGAAAGUACACAUGAGAAUUCACACUGGAGAAAAACCCUUUUCUUGCUCAGAAUGUGGUAAAAGUUUUGUAAGAAAUGAAAGUUUAAAAGCACACAUGAGAACACACACUGGAGAAAAAUAUUUUUCAUGUACAGUCUGCGGUAAAUAUUUUACUCAUAAGCAACAUUUGGAAAUACACAUGAGAAUACACACUGGAGAAAAACCUUUUUUCUGCUCAGAAUGUGGUAAAAGUUUUGUAAGAAAUCAACAUUUAAAAGAGCAUUUGAGAACACACACUGGAGAAAAACCUUUUUUAUGUACAAUCUGCGGUAAAGAUUUUACUAAUAGUAAACAUUUGAAAAGACACAUGAGAACACACACUAGAGAAAAACGUGUUCAAUCUGUGGUAACGAUUUUACUCAGAGGGACGAUUUAAAAAAACACAAGAGAAUACACACCGGAGAACAACCUUUUUCAUGUUCAAUCUGUGGUAAAGAUUUUACUCGGAGGCACCAUUUAAAUAAACAAAUGAGAAUACACACUGGAGAACAACCUUUUUCAUGUUCAAUCUGUGGUA
Nerophis ophidion (straightnose pipefish) is the source of this 2099-nucleotide messenger RNA. Its product is annotated as zinc finger and SCAN domain-containing protein 2-like. Gene Ontology annotation, cellular component: nucleus. The record is from RefSeq and is a predicted model, not a curated record. NCBI's taxonomy places the organism in Eukaryota, Metazoa, Chordata, Actinopteri, Syngnathiformes, Syngnathidae. The transcript has 3 exons. The coding region runs from base 861 to 1958 and encodes 365 amino acids.